Messenger RNA from Culicoides brevitarsis, 1658 nucleotides. RefSeq names its product zinc transporter ZIP11 (gene Zip48C). The transcript is spliced from 6 exons. Gene Ontology annotation, molecular function: zinc ion transmembrane transporter activity. NCBI's taxonomy places the organism in Eukaryota, Metazoa, Arthropoda, Insecta, Diptera, Ceratopogonidae. The coding region runs from base 323 to 1384 and encodes 353 amino acids. Gene Ontology annotation, biological process: zinc ion transmembrane transport. Gene Ontology annotation, cellular component: membrane. The record is from RefSeq and is a predicted model, not a curated record.
UCUCAAUACAAAGACGUGUCUUUCCGACUUUUUAUCGAAUUUUCAGCAAACAUGAGACAAAUAAAGUUUUAAAAAGCUCUUCGGACGACGUGAAAAGAGCUGUUAACGGUGCUAAAAACAAAAUUAUCAAAAUUCAUUGAGAAAACUCAGAUUUUUUCUGGACUGUGUGGGUGCUUAAUUAACUUCCUCAAGUAAAUUUAUGCAAAAAAGUGCAUAGAACAGCAAAAAUACCGGAUUUGACAAAAUUUUGCACGAAAUUCCAGAAAAAAAAAUUUUUUAAUUUUUUAACAAUUUCUGACAUUUCCUCUAAAUUUCGUUCAAAAUGAUCCAAGGAUAUGGUCCCGUCACACAAGCACUACUCGGAACACUUCUCACGUGGGGCUUAACGGCACUCGGCGCCGGUCUCGUUGUCUUCAUUAACGGCAAUCAACGCAAAACACUCGAUACAGCGUUAGGAUUCGCUGCUGGCGUCAUGAUAGCUGCCUCAUUUUGGUCUCUCUUGGCGCCGGCAAUCGAACUAGCGGAAGAUUCCGGAACGUAUGGCAACAAAGGUGAAUUUGCCUUUAUUCCCAUUGCUGCCGGCUUUUUGCUAGGAGCGAUUUUCGUCUUUGGCUGCGACAAAUUAAUCAGUUUUUUGGGCAUCAACACGUCUUCGAUGAUGAUCCAGCUGACGACGCAAAGUAAGGACAAGGCAGAAAUCGCACUGGAUGACCAAAAUUUGGCGGAACAUGGAAAAACAAAUGGCGACGAAAAAAACGGAAGCGCAGAAGGACUUGCAGUAGAAAUGAACAGUUUUGCGGAUUGUUUGACGACGCAACACACAACGGUAGCGAAAAAACGAAGGAGAGGCAGCACGGAUCACUCAAAGGACGGAAAUACGUACACAGAUGCGACACAAACGCGUGCCGAACAUCAAAUUUCGCAAUGGAAGCGGAUAAUGUUGCUCGUUAUCGCGAUUACGGUGCAUAACAUUCCAGAAGGCUUAGCAGUCGGAGUCUCAUUCGGCGCCAUCGGAAAAACCCCCACAGCGACUUUUGAAGCUGCCAGAAACCUCGCCGUUGGCAUCGGGAUCCAAAAUUUCCCCGAAGGACUCGCUGUGAGUUUGCCUCUGCAUGCUGCGGGCUUCAGUCUUGGCAAGGCAUUCUGGUACGGACAGUUAUCGGGCAUGGUUGAGCCUAUUUUUGGGAUUUUAGGAGCAGUAGCUGUCACAAUAGCGACCGUGAUUCUCCCUUAUGCGCUCUCAUUUGCUGCUGGCGCGAUGAUUUACAUCGUUGCCGACGAUAUUUUGCCGGAAGCUCAUGCAGAAGGAAAUGGCCUGUUAGCGACUUGGGGAUGCAUUCUCGGAUUCGUCGUGAUGAUGUGCCUUGAUGUUGGACUUGGUUGAACGGAAGAGAAAUAUUUUUUUUGAGAAAACAUGUGAAUUCGAUUAUUUAAUGUUCCAAGAAGAAGAAAUUUAGCUUUAAGAGACUUUUAAAGAUACUUAAAAGUAUUUUUUUUAUCGUAAAUAUUAUUUUUUAGCCUGUAAGAAAACUCUCCUUGUUGAUGUUUCUUCGCAAAUUAUGACCAGUACUUAUCGUUUUUAAGUAUGAAAGCACAAACUUUGUCCUAAUCUAAAUAUUUUAUGUAAUUCAUGAGAUGAAAUAUAGCAAAAGAUGCCU